AUACAUUACGUGAUUCAACAGCAAGCUGAGAAUCAAGCUAUGCAAGAAUUUCGUGUGUCCCCUAACGGGUACAUAUAUGUGGCGCGCGGUAACUUGGAUCGUGAAAAAAUGUCCAGUUACAACUUCCAUCUCAUUGCCAUUGAUUCUGGUGUGCCACCUCUAUCAUCUACCACCCAAGUGCAUAUCUACGUCACAGAUGUUAAUGACAAUUCACCUACGUGGCAGUUCCCUGCACACAAUAAUCAGGCGGUUAAUUUGACCGUUAGUGAACCAGUUGGCUAUCGAUUGGCUCAGCUCAGUGCCUUAGAUCCUGAUGAAGGAGAGAAUGGUGAGGUGACCUAUCGGUUAGUUCAAACCAGUGUGCUUACCGUGCGCGAUGAUUCGGAACGGGCUAACGCGUUAGGUCAAAAAGGUGGGGCGGAACAAGGUGGCUUCGGUUCCUAUCACCCAAAUGAGCCAAACUAUAUCCGACCGAGUCCGCUAAACCGACAAGCUGCAGGAAAUUUGUUUGAAUUAGAUCCAAGCAGUGGAUCUAUUUACGUUGGACGUUCGAUGAGUUUAGACGACAUCGGAACGGUCAAGUUGGUAGUUGAAGCGAGGGACCAUGGAAAACCGCCGCGGGUCAAUCAUCGUGUACUGCAUGUAAAUAUCUUGCGCUACAUGACUCAAACAAGUGCAUUUAACUCCAAUGGAGGAGACGAACCUGGUUUGGUUGGUACUGACAAAAGUCGGCAUCGAACACAGAACUCGACAAGUGGAAGCCAUAUUGAAAACGAUUUGAUCGUGAUCGUCAUCAUGGUUGCCGUGACACUCAUUAUCUCGUUGGCUUUGAUCAUAGCCAUUCUGUUCCUACGAUGCGGUGCUUGUCCGUCACGGAAUGCCGCACGGUAUAAUCCCAGUGAAAUUCAAGACUAUCGACACAACAUAUCGACCACACACCACUUGGAAGAAGUAUUCCGGGAUUCUGGAGCUCUGGGUGCAGAUGGAAUUCUACCAGGUGGAUUGGAUUCAAUGUCGAACUGUAAUCAUCCUAACGAUGCUACUCUGUCUACAUACCACACAAAUACCGAGAACGAGCCCAUGUUUCGUAGCUAUCUGUCAACACAUGGUGCCAACGAUACUUGGUUACUUCCAAAUAUUAGUCCAAGGAAGGCCGUUGGUCAGACUUGUGAUACUCUGAAUUGUCCGCGUGGAACAAUAACACGGGUUCAAGCUCCCUGUAUCAGGGAUGAGAAUAAUAAGUUGAUCAACACCAUUGGACCCGAAAGACGAGUCAAACGUAUGGAUGACGGAACAUUCGGUUCAGCAUCGAUGACAGAUUCGCCCGACCAUGAAAUGCACUUGAUGGUGUCUAAACGGGGCUUGACUGCAGGCAAGCAUACCGCUGUCCCGUGUUCGACUUUUCGUGCCAGCUGUUCCCAUUUGACUGGUGCUCGAUCAACAACUCCGUGCAAACCGACGGGCAAAUUACUGUUGGGCUUGAUGAAAGAAUCCUCAGGACCCAGUGAGAUGGAGGAUAUAGAUAGUAUGGACAGUGGGCACGGCUGCAGUGUGGACAAUGGGACGAGUGCACCCUGCGAUCCGCUUAGUCAGAGGCCCAGAUCUAGCAACCAAGUGACCACAUUUCGAUGCUAUACCCCAAGUUCUUGUUCAGAUAAUGGAGACUUUGACAGACUGGAGCGAGCCAAUCUGGGACGACCCAGGAGUGGAACUUUGCCAUCCGCUUUCAAUCUGAAUGAUGACCCUUUGAUUGGACAGUGUGAUAGCAAAUCUCAAGCCGAGCUGGCUGAGAUUGGCAAAAUUCCUUCAUCCAGAUCGCAACCGAGUCAUCUUGUUCGGGCCAGGCAAUCAGUCACUUGGCUGGAUCCAACAUAUCAGACGUGUGAACGAGGUCACAGUCCGGGGACCGUGUGUGAACGUAAUCAGACUCAGAACCAGCACUCAACAACUUGUCCCCAUUACGUUGUUAACACCGACUUGACCCCCACAGCAACCGAUCGAGGCACUUUGGUUAUGCUGAAUCCGGUUGAUCGGUUAGGUUAUGCACAACUGGUACACUCGUCCAGCGGUCUGUGUGAUCGAAAUUCACCCGCACAAAAUGCCUAUUCAAGCUUUCCCACCAGUUUUGUCUGA
This is a messenger RNA of Echinostoma caproni, 2133 nucleotides long. Lineage: Eukaryota; Metazoa; Platyhelminthes; Trematoda; Plagiorchiida; Echinostomatidae. The record is from the annotation of a GenBank genome assembly.